AUGGUUCUUUACGGGAUUUUCGUUUACUUGCCCGACGGGCAGAGCACUGUCGGCUCCACUGCAAAAGGGCAGAGCACUGUUGGCUCCACUGCAAAAGGGCAGACCAUCACUCCAAGUGGGAACACAGACCCGCCGUCUUCCGUGGACUGGAAAACACCCUGGCACUCAUUCAACUACAAAGAGCUUGAUGUACCAGCAAGCAUCAGCACUGAAGCCCGCCAAGUGACGCCAUCGGAGGCAACCGUUGUCGUCGAUGGCCUUACCGUGUUUUAUCGGGAAGUGAAUCCCCAGGGAGCAUAUGCCAACAUUUCAGUCUUGAUGCUGCACGGUGCUGCUUUCAAGUCUCAGACAUGGUACGACCUCGGAACCUUGGGAAACCUGGGUUUGAUGGGCUACCGAGUUGUGGCCAUCGAUGUACCCGGAUAUGGCAACUCUCCCUCUGGGACGAUCACCGACAAGGCAGCAUUCAUGCAGCACCUCUUGGCUGCCCUUCGCCUCAAGGAUCCGGUGAUUGUGAGCCCAAGCAUGAGCGGUGGACUGAGCCUGCCAUUCUUGAUCAAGCAUUGGCAAAAGAUGGCCGGAUAUGUUCCAGUGGCCCCAGUGGGUACAAAUGCCCUAUUGCAAGUGCAGUGCGACACUGCUGAUGCCCCGGUGGACGUGUCGCAAGUGUAUGCAGAACUUCGUGCCUAUGUGCCCAACCCGGUUCCCAAUCUGAGCUGCAUCAAGGUGCCCACAAUGGUGGUGUUCGGCGAGCACGAUCGGGGUUCGAGUUCAGCCAUACUGAACCUCUUGCCCAACAGUGUGGCCGUUGAAAUACCCAACGGGAGGCACCCAGCAUACCUUGACGAUCCCAAGCUGUGGCACCAAGCAUUGUACAACUUCCUCUUGCGUUUGCGCCAACUGCGGCGCUGAGCUACCGAUAAGGGCAGCAUAUGUUUCGUUGCCCCACCGAUUGUUUCAUAUUGUUGCAUUCCUUUCAAUGCCUUGAAAGUGUUUGUAAAUCAUAUGCUGUAUUCUAACUGUCUAUAUAAUUUAUUUUAACACUUCACGUCACUAACAGCACCUCCAAACUUAUUCUGGCUGGUGCAGUUACAUAUCUUAUAUAAACAUAUAUACGUUCACAUAUAUUACCGAUACGUGAUAGGAGCUUGUGCCUGUGCCAUUGUGCAAGUGCUUGCAUUUCAAACUAUGCCUUCUUACAUUAAAUAUGUGGACAAAUUGAAACAAGGAUGACACAAUGUCCCGAAUUGCUGCCCUCACAUAUCAUAUUUUGU
Molecule: messenger RNA, 1274 nt
Organism: Rhipicephalus microplus (southern cattle tick)
Lineage: Eukaryota; Metazoa; Arthropoda; Arachnida; Ixodida; Ixodidae
Product: putative protein-lysine deacylase ABHD14B
Cellular component (GO): cytoplasm
Source: RefSeq, a predicted model, not a curated record